AUGGGUUCCGUGCUGCUCCCACAUUUGCCCUCUGGUUGGCACGUGGACCAGGCCAUCGUCUCAGAGGAAGAACGAGUCGUCGUCAUCCGCUUCGGGCGCGAUCACGACCCGGACUGCAUGCGGCAGGACGAGGCGCUGUUCAAGAUCGCGGAGCGCGUCAAGAACUUCGCCGUCAUCUACCUGUGCGACAUCGACCAGGUGCCCGACUUCAACGCCAUGUACGAGCUGUACGACCCGUGCUCCAUCAUGUUCUUCUUCCGCAAUAAACACAUCAUGUGCGAUUUCGGCACGGGUAACAACAACAAGCUGAACUGGGUGCUUGAGGACAAGCAGGAGCUCAUAGACAUCGUCGAGACGGUGUAUCGCGGCGCCAAGAAGGGUCGCGGUUUGGUGGUGAGCCCGAAGGAUUACAGCACGAGGCACAAGUAUUGA
Chaetomium globosum CBS 148.51 is the source of this 432-nucleotide messenger RNA. RefSeq lists its product as uncharacterized. The record is from RefSeq and is a predicted model, not a curated record. NCBI's taxonomy places the organism in Eukaryota, Fungi, Ascomycota, Sordariomycetes, Sordariales, Chaetomiaceae. Gene Ontology annotation, biological process: mRNA splicing, via spliceosome. The transcript is spliced from 3 exons. Bases 1 to 432 code for a protein of 143 amino acids. Gene Ontology annotation, cellular component: U5 snRNP; U4/U6 x U5 tri-snRNP complex; spliceosomal complex.